CAAUAUUAGUUUCAGUUUUAGCCAUCGCAUUUGGAGUAUCGCCAUUAAAUGUUGAGUAGAGACUUUAAAUCAUGAGUUUUAGUAAGAAAGUUGUAUUAAUUACGGGAGCAAGCAGUGGAAUUGGUGCUGGAGCUGCUAUUCACCUCGCAGAAUUGGGUGCGAAGGUAUCAAUUGUUGGGCGAAAUGAAAAACGUCUCAAUGAAGUGGCAGAAGAAAUCAAAAGUGCCGGCUCUCCAGCUCCUCUGCUCAUUGUGGCCGAUGUGACAAAAGACGCAAAGCGAAUUGUUAACGAGACGAUCAAGAAGUUUGGCCAAUUAGAUGUGCUUGUCAAUAACGCUGGAUUUGCAAAACCGGAUAGUGUUUCAACGGCGAAUUUAUCACAAUUUGAUAGUAUAUUUGAUACGAAUAUCAGAAGCGUCAUCACUUUGACCAAACUUUGUGUUCCCCACCUCGAAAAAACAAAAGGAAACGUGGUAAAUAUAUCAUCUGUUGCUGGUUUAAAAGCAACUCCAAAUUUUUUGAGCUAUUGCAUGAGCAAAGCAGCGCUGGAUCAAUUUACGAAAUGUUCGGCACUUGAUUUGGCACCGAAGGGAAUACGAGUCAACAGUGUGAACCCAGCCGCAAUUCGAACUGGAUUCAUUGAGGUUUGUAUGGGAGCACAAAAAGAAGAUGCCACUAAAAUGUACGACGGAAUCGGAUCUAUAUAUCCUGUCGGUAGGGUUGGAGAAGUGGCAGACACCAGUGCAGCGAUCGCAUUUUUGGCUGAUGAUAAAACGGCAUCAUUCUUGACUGGUAUCUUACUCCCGGUGGAUGGAGGAUCCUUGGUUGCUGGCACCAAUAGUGCAUCAAAGCUACGUUAAUAUAUGAACAAUAUAAUAUAUACGAGUUGCUAAUGUUCGGCGAAGUGUUGCAUAUUUGAUUUUCUAUUGUCACUCUUGUGUUAUGCUCAAGGUCAUUUUGCAUAUUCCAU
This is a messenger RNA of Sitodiplosis mosellana (orange wheat blossom midge), 970 nucleotides long. RefSeq lists its product as uncharacterized. The coding region runs from base 72 to 860 and encodes 262 amino acids. The transcript has 3 exons. The record is from RefSeq and is a predicted model, not a curated record. NCBI's taxonomy places the organism in Eukaryota, Metazoa, Arthropoda, Insecta, Diptera, Cecidomyiidae.